Molecule: messenger RNA, 270 nt
Organism: Macrosiphum euphorbiae (potato aphid)
Lineage: Eukaryota; Metazoa; Arthropoda; Insecta; Hemiptera; Aphididae
Source: the annotation of a GenBank genome assembly
AUGGACGGCGAAAAAUCCGAUGAAGCGGCGUUUAUCAAAGCCCCGACAUACGUGGAAUUGGUCAAGCUUGUGGAUCUGCUCAGAGAGCAGAGUGCACAGUCGUCGACGUUGCAGGCUGAGGUUGCAUCCCUACGGCAGGUGAUAGCCGCCAGAAAUGUAUCCGAGCUGGUUGAAACGCCCGUGACCGUAACGGCUACUCCGACGAUGCGUCCCGAAUAUCGAGUAGUUCCCGACCUGAGUCGGGCGAUGACCUUGUUCUCCGGGGAAUGA